Messenger RNA from Archocentrus centrarchus (flier cichlid), 2356 nucleotides. It is a transcript of the gene rundc3b, whose product is annotated as RUN domain containing 3b. The coding region runs from base 120 to 1508 and encodes 462 amino acids. The record is from RefSeq and is a predicted model, not a curated record. The transcript is spliced from 11 exons. Lineage: Eukaryota; Metazoa; Chordata; Actinopteri; Cichliformes; Cichlidae.
GCGGAGCAUCUUCUGUUCCUCUCGCACACUGACGGACAUACACAGCUGAUCCUUCUCUGGUGCAGCGGAGGAGAGGACAGCACAUCGCCCCCGGACGCAGCCGCGGACACGACCCGGGGAUGGCGUCGCUCGGUGUGGGGCUCCAUCACGUCCGCAAGCGGGGAGCAGGCAGGAGCGCCGCGGUGGAGAGGAAAAACCUGCUGACCGUGUGCAGGUUUUCAGUGAAGACUCUGCUGGACCGCUCCUGUUUUGAGACAAUAGAUGACUCAUCUCCAGAGUUCAUUAACUUCGUUUCCAUUCUGGAGCACAUCCUCAGUCAUCGACUCAAAGGUCAGACAUCUUGGUUUGGCUAUGAGACUCCUCGGAGUUUCUGGGAUUACAUAAAAGCUGCCUGCAGUAAAGUACCUCAUAACUGCAUCCGAAGCAUUGAGAGCAUGGAAAAUGUGCGAUCAUCGAGAGCGAAGGGGAGGGCGUGGAUCAGAGUCGUCCUGAUGGAGAAAAGACUUUCAGAGUACAUCACAUUCACACUGAGGGACUUCAGAACCAGCAGGAGGUUUUACGAGGAUGGAGCGAUCAUGCUGGGAGAGGAAGGCGGGCUGUUAGCGGACACGCUCAUCGGACUCAACACCAUCGACUUCAGCUUCUGUCUAAAAGGUGAGGGUCUGGAUGGCAGCUGCCCUGCUGUGAUUGACUACACACCUUACCUGAAGUUCACUCAGAGGAAGUCCAUUAAUGAGGUACGCAUUGUUGUCCUGUGCAGCGCAGACAGCAUCAGUAGUGAUGAGGAGGAGAUGAGGACUCUGGGGAGCAGCGGCAGUGAAAGCAGCACACCUGAUAGAGCGGCCACUGCUGCUUCCAUCUUCACUGAACAGAGCAACUUGGUCAGCAAGUGCAAACGUUUUGAGCAGAAGUAUCGCAUGGCGCUGGAGCAGAAGGGUUACCUGGAAGAGCUGGUCCGUCUACGAGAGGCCCAGCUGUCAGAGGCCAUGUCUCAAAAUAAAGCCCUUCAGCAGAGCCUAACAGACGCCCACCUCUCCCACACGCUGGAGAAAGAGCAGCUUGAGUAUAUCAUAUUGGAACUACAAGACCAACUGACAGUGCUUAAGAACAAUGACUUGCGGUCUAGACAAGAGUUAACAGCUCAUCUGACCAAUCAGUGGCCGUCUCCUGAUGCCAUAGAUGCCAAUGCCGUUGCCUUGGAUACACUGCUGUACAGGAAGAGUACAGGACAGUGGGAGGAGAAGAGUUUCCAGAGUCUGGAGCAGCUUUCUGCAGACAUGAGCGUUUCCCAGAAUUCUCUCGACCCAUCACAUACGCUGAGUCUGGAGGCCAGGUCGGUCGGCACAAAGUGGCCCCACCAAGGCAAAGAGGAAACUCCCUCUCUAAGAGGUCUGUGUGGCUCCCUGACGUCAGUCGCCAGCUACAAGUCUCUGGCCAGCCUGAAGUCAAACGAGUGUUUGGCGAGUCCUACAACAGAGGUCGGCAGUCCAGGUGUCACUCCUUCAUAGGGGAUAAAGAGCUAAAAACAAUCCAGGAACCUUCUCAGUGUUGGAUAUUGUUCGUUGAGGUUUAUGUUCUGUAUGUGGAACUUGAGGAUCUGGUGUAGCAUGGUCUUGACCAGCUCCAUCAGACUGAAUGAUGUCUUAAUGAAAUGUCAGAAGAUCUCCAAAUGGAACUUCAUCAGUAUAUGUUCAGUGUUGUUUUUUUUUGUAGAGCAUUGUUCAUUUCCUUGAUUGAAAAUAAAAGUCUGAACUGUCAUUUCACUUUACAGCACUGAGGGGGCAGUAAGGCAGCCGCCCCUCUCUUAGAAGGGUGGAGAUUCCAUCAUGCUGAAAGUGCUGACUGUAGAUCAGAGGUCUAAAGAAAAAAAAAAAGAGACUACAAACCAGAGUGUCACUGAAUUGUUUUCUAUCUUUAAAAGGGAUUUAUUAAUAUUUUCAAUUUUGUUAGUGCUGCCAUAAAUCACCCUUUUCUUCAUCAGCAUUUGUGAUGGUGAGUGUACCUCUGUUUUGUCUCAGUGUGUCAUCAGUGUUUGGGAUAAGGCAGUCUUUGUUGUUGGGCGUAGAUGUUUUUCAUCACUGUUGUGCAUCAUGCAGUAUCACGUGGUUUUGCUCUCAGGUAAUGAUCACUAUGAGUAAUAGCCACUCCACACUUCUGGGUUUACUUUAAAGUUGAGCUUUAGUCUAUUCUAAUAUUCCCUUUAAUUAUUAAAAUGCAGUAUUUCACUGUCAUGGCUAGUUACCAUGGAUAGAUCACUGUUAAAGUCUGUGUUGGGAUUCAGUAUUGAAUACAAUUUGUAUUGUUGGUGACUAAGCCGUGUACCUCAAAACUAAACUCAUCACUUUACCUUCUUUUU